AAAAAGAAACUCAACUGCCAAGUGAUUGGUGCUUCUGUGGAUUCUCACUUCUGUCACCUGGCAUGGAUCAACACACCCAAGAAACAAGGAGGACUGGGACCCAUGAACAUUCCCUUGAUAUCAGACCCCAAGCGCACCAUUGCUCAGGACUAUGGAGUCUUACAGGCCGAUGAAGGCAUCUCAUUCAGGAGCCUUUUUAUUAUUGAUGAUAAAGGUAUCCUUCGACAGAUCACCAUAAAUGACCUUCCUGUUGGCCAUUCGGUGGAUGAGUCGCUGAGACUAGUUCAGGCCUUCCAGUUUACUGACAAACCUGGGGAAGUAUGCCCAGCUGGCUGGAAGCCUGGCAGUGAAACCAUCAAGCCUGAUGUCCAGAAGAGCAAAGAAUAUUUCUCUAAGCAGAAGUGAGCACUGGGCCAUUUUAGGGCCAGGCUGCAGUAGGUGGCCAUGAGAACAAACCUCUUUUGUACUAUUGUCAUGCUUAAAACACAAGACCUUACACUCAGCCCAGAUGUGGUGUGGGACAGGACAGGCCUUUCCUGCAGGGGUUGGGGAGGCCAGCCUUUCUUCCUCUGGAGGGAAUGGCCUGAGCUGUAUUAUGGGGCAGGCAAACUGACGUGUAUAGUAGUAGGGUAUCACUUUUGGUCUUUUGUAGUUUUAUUAAACUUGAGCUGAG
This is a messenger RNA of Balaenoptera musculus (blue whale), 673 nucleotides long. RefSeq names its product peroxiredoxin-1-like. Lineage: Eukaryota; Metazoa; Chordata; Mammalia; Artiodactyla; Balaenopteridae. Gene Ontology annotation, cellular component: cytosol. The transcript has a single exon. The record is from RefSeq and is a predicted model, not a curated record. Gene Ontology annotation, molecular function: thioredoxin peroxidase activity. The annotation marks the transcript as partial. Gene Ontology annotation, biological process: removal of superoxide radicals; cell redox homeostasis; response to oxidative stress.